Passer domesticus (house sparrow) is the source of this 3088-nucleotide messenger RNA. Its product is annotated as bMERB domain-containing protein 1-like. The coding region runs from base 113 to 691 and encodes 192 amino acids. Lineage: Eukaryota; Metazoa; Chordata; Aves; Passeriformes; Passeridae. The transcript is spliced from 7 exons. The record is from RefSeq and is a predicted model, not a curated record.
CCCCGCCCCGGCGGAGCGGCGAGAGCGGCGCGGAGGGAGCGGCGGGAGAGGAGCGGAGGGAGCGGAGCGGCGGAGCCCCCGCCCCGGCGGAGCACGGCGCGCUGGGCUGCGGAUGGAGGGCAGCCGCUCUUCUCCCCGCUACGGAUCCAUGGAAUCCACCCGCUGGCCGCCGGCUGGCGCGGGGCCAGGGGACGAGGUGGUGUCCAUGGCCGACUCCAGCGCCACCAUGGACGACAUCGAGGGAGAGCUCUUCAGGAUCGAGCGCAUCCGGGAGAUCCUGGUGCGCCGGGAGUCGGAGCUGCGCUACAUGAUGGACGACAUCCAGCUGUGCAAGGAAAUCAGCCGGCUGAAAACAGAGCUCCAGAAACUCCUGGCCCUGCCGGAGAACCAGAAAUCCAACGAGGAGAAGCAGAGGGAAGAGGAGCUGGUGCAGCAGAUCCACAAGCUGGUGGAGACGCGGGAUUUCCUGGUGGAUGACGUGGAGUUUGAGAGGCUCAGGGAAAGGGAAGAAGACAAGGAGAUGGCCGAGUUCCUGCAGAGCAAGCUCUCCAAAAGCUGCCUCCAGAGAGCAACUCCUGCCCGAGAGAAGAAGAUGACAUCGAGGGGACAGCAAACCUCAGCCCCCUACGUGACCAAGACGGGCCUGACCCUGCUCAGGGAGUGCUGUGGCUUCACCUGCUCCAUCAUGUAGGGCUCUGCCAGCGCCUGGCACAGGACACGGCCGUGGUGUGCAGGCAGAGCCCGCUCCCUGCUCUGUCCCGGGAUCCAUCACUGCCCUCGGCUCCCCUGCAGCAGCAGCAGCCAGGGCCCCGGGCUGGCUGGGCAGCUCUGGCUGCUGGCACGGCUCUGCUGGCCCCGCGUCCUCCACGGCAGCACAGACACCGUGUCCCACCCUGGCCUGGGAGCUGGGACAGAGCAGGGAGCCCACGGAACCGGACAGGGCACCCACACCUGGGCUGAGGGAUAAAAACCACCUGGGGCUGCUGCUUGAGAGCAUCCUGCUGCGCCCUGGCAGUGCCACGGGGAGCUUCCAGCCGGGAGCCGAUCCUGUCCUGGAGCCGAUCCUGUCCUGGAGCCGAUCCUGUCCUGGGGCUGAUCCCAUCCUGGAGCUGAUCCCAUCCUGGGGCUGAUCCUGUCCCGGAGCUGAUCCCAUCCUGGAGCUGAUCCUGUCCUGGAGCCGAUCCCAUCCUGGAGCUGAUCCCAUCCUGGGGCUGAUCCUGUCCCGGAGCUGAUCCCAUCCUGGAGCUGAUCCUGUCCUGGAGCCGAUCCCAUCCUGGAGCUGAUCCCAUCCUGGGGCUGAUCCUGUCCCGGAGCUGAUCCCAUCCUGGAGCUGAUCCUGUCCUGGAGCUGAUCCUGUCCUGGAGCUGAUCCCAUCCUGGGGCUGAUCCUGUCCUGGAGCUGAUCCCAUCCUGGAGCUGAUCCCAUCCUGGGGCUGAUCCCAUCCUGGAGCUGAUCCCAUCCUGGGGCUGAUCCCGUCUUGGGCCACCCCAGAGACCCUCCAGGGCUGCUCUGCUCGGCCCCCAGGGAUUUGCUUUGUUCCACACACACCAAAGGCUCCUCUCUCCUGCCCUCCCAGGGCCUUACUGGGGCAGAGAGUGACCCAGCCCGGGUUUGGUCAGGCUGAGGGGAGCCAGAGGCCAGGAGAGCCCUGGAUUCCAAACUCGCCCCUCUGGAGGCAGCUGGGCCAGAGGCAGUGCUGGUGCUGGCAGGAGGAUGGACAGGGUGUGUCUGUGAGUCCCCCUGUGACCCUCAGGAGGAUGGACAGGGUGUGUCUGUGAGUCCCCCUGGGGCCCUCAGGAGGAUGGACAGGGUGUGUCUGUGUGUCCCCCUGUGGCCCUCAGGAGGAGGGACAGGGUGUGUCUGUGUGUCCCCCUGUGGCCCUCAGGAGGAUGGACAGGGUGUGUCUGUGUGUCCCCCUGGGACCCCAGGAGGAUUGACAGGGUGUGUCUGUGAGUCCCCCUGUGACCCUCAGGAGGAUGGACAGGGUGUGUCUGUGUGUCCCCCUGUGACCCUCAGGAGGAUGGACAGGGUGUGUCUGUGUGUCCCCCUGGGGCCCUCAGGAGGAUGGGCAGGGUGUGUCUGUGAGUCCCCCUGUGACCCUCAGGAGGAUGGACAGGGUGUGUCUGUGUGUCCCCCUGGGGCCCUCAGGCUGCCCCCGGGCACACAGAACUGCUGGGAGGGCUGGAGAGGAGCCCAGCCCACAGGAGGGACACAGCUCCACGUGCAUCCACCUCACCCCAAUAAACGUCUGCUGGAAGCUCUGCAGGUGUUGUCCCUCCUGGGACCCCAGGAGAUGGCUCAGCUGUGACACAGCAGGGUGGGCAAAGAGGAGCAGAAACAGCCUGAGCAGCCAGGCUGGCCUUGGGAGCUCCCUGGAAUGCCCAGAGCAGCUCCUGGAAUGUCCAGAGCAGCCCCUGGAACGCCAGAGCAGCUCCUGGGAUGCCCAGAGCAGCUCCUGGAAUGCCAGAGCAGCCCCUGGAACACCCAGAGCAGCUCCUGGAACACCAGAGGAGCUCCUGGAACACCAGAGCAGCUCCUGCUGCUGCAGCAGGACCCCAGCCUCCAUUUCUGCUCUGACCCACACCUCACUUGUGGUCCCUCAGUGUCCUCACUGGCCAUGGGGACAGCCGUGUCCCCACCUGUCCCUCACAGGGCAGGGGACAGCCGUGUCCCCCUCACAGGCAGGGCAGAGCUGCUCCUGUCCCAUGAGCUCCUGCCAUCUGAGAGGGUGGCACCCACGCAGGUGACAGGGUGGCCUUGUGUGGGGACAGCAGAGUCACCUCUCAGGAGGGGUGCAGAUGACCCUGUCCCUUUGGAAAUGUCACAGCUGGGAUGAGAGGCAAGGGCACAAAGGCCCAGCACGCUCAGGGAUGAGUCAGGAGCUGACUGUCCAGAGCAGGCAGCAGCUCCUGGUGGCACCGCCAGUGUCUGUGACAGCUCAGGACCCCCGAGAGCCACGCAGGGCUCACUCCCUCCAGCAGGAAAUGAAGAGAUGCCUUAAAACAUUUGCUAUUUUUUUUAGUCUGCAGUAUCUGCAGGGUUCUCUGGCCUCUCCUGUCCCUGCUGCUGCUCGCAGGCAGGGCAGGAU